AUGGGUGACAUACGUCAAUCCUUGUUGCCUCGUGAUGUUCUGAGUGCUGCCAAGGAGCUGCUGUACCAUUUGGACAUAUACAUCAGCAACCUGGUGCAGUCGGGGAGGCAUCCUCCUCAAGUGGACACGAAAACCUUGGAGCUUGUGGAAGAAUUUAUUCUGCAUGCACCUAAGGACAGAAACGCACUCACCAGGAGAAUGAGUGCACUUCAGGAGCUCCAACUAUUGGAGAUAAUGUGCAGCUGUUUCCAGGAACAGAGCCGCGAUACUGUUCGUCAUCUUAUGUUUUCCGCCCUCUUCAGCCUCCAAGGAAACCAGGCAGAUGACAACCGCAUGGGACUGCUAGGCAAGCUGGUCUCUAUGGCAGUUGCUGUAGGCAGAGUUCCCAUUUUAGAAUGUGCUGCCACCUGGCUGCAAAGAACCCAUCGGGUAUACUGUGUUCGCCUGGCGCAGGUUCUGGUAGAUGACUACUGCAGCAUGAUGCCAGGUUCAGUUCCUACUUUACAGAAUAUUCACAGUGCCAGUCCUCGCUUCUGCUGCCAGUUCCUCACUGCAGUUGCCACUCUCUAUGACUUCACCUCAGAGGAGCUCAUUCCUCCCCUAGAGCUCCUCCAGAUGAUUGUGUCAUGGAUCCAAGAUGACCCUCACCUUGUUCUGGUCAACUUCCUGAAUGCUCCACUGUCAGGCAGCCAGCCAAUCACCUCACUCGAUGUUACGCCUCUAGGUGGGCUGGUGCACUGGUGUGUCAAAGCACCACUAGGCUACAGGAGGGAUAAAAAGCUGGCGUCUCCACACAGCAGCUGCAAGCAUGAGCAGGAAGUAGCGGAUCUUUUCUCAGCACUCCAUUUGAGUGUCCUACAGGUCUUUAUGCUCUUGCCAAACAUACUCAAUGAGAAAGGCAUUUUCGGUCGCCUGGCACUCCUUCAAAUGGAUUCCUUGGCCUCGCUGACUUCUGAUCUUUCCCGGCAAUUGGACCAGGCCGACAAACACGCACACAGGUCAACGGCUGACAUACAUGCGCUAACACAGCUAGCUCUGGACAGGCUGGCUCAGGCCCUGCAGGUUGCCAUGGCCAACGGAGCCUUGCUGUGUUCAAGAGAGGACCUGAGAGCCAUCUGUUCACGCCUCCCUCACAACAAUUUACUCCAGUUGGUGUUGUCGGGUCCAGUGAUGUACUACAGCAGCAUCCACACGCCCCCUCUGGCCUUUAGCCCACACGCAUCCCACUCACCCAUUGCCUCACACCCCAUCCAUGCCCCCCACACCCCGGUGGCCUCCCAUCCCCAGUACUCAGCGCAGCCCUUCAUGACAGGAAUACCAUUCCCCUUCCGACACAACCACUGA
Messenger RNA from Nerophis lumbriciformis (worm pipefish), 1344 nucleotides. The record is from RefSeq and is a predicted model, not a curated record. NCBI's taxonomy places the organism in Eukaryota, Metazoa, Chordata, Actinopteri, Syngnathiformes, Syngnathidae.